GAGCUCCUCGCGUUUGCUGCCAAUCUGUAGCAGGCACGCGGGAUUCCGUGGCGCUGCGUUAAUUGUUGUGGCUCCUCGUAAGCCGAAGAAAGUUCGCCACCUUCCACCUGCUUCGCACUUCGCUUCCUCCUCACGGGGCCAUGGAUGAUUCCGAGAAGGACAAACUGUACCGCGCGGAAUACGCCAAGAGCGGCCGCGCAUCGUGCAAGAAGUGCAAAGAAAACAUAGGGAACGGUUCGCUGAGGAUGGCCAUCAUGGUGCAGUCGCCCAUGUUUGAUGGGAAGGUUCCGCACUGGCACCACUUCUCCUGCUUCUGGCAGCGAGCGUCUGCCCAGUCCACCGGUGACAUAGCUGGUUUUUCUGACCUUCGCUGGAAGGAUCAGGAGAGCAUCAAGAAGGCCAUUGAGACCGGUGGAGUCACAGGAGGAGACGGAGGCCAGAAGAGUGGAGCUAAAGGGGAGAAGACACUGAAUGACUUUGCAGUGGAAUAUGCCAAGUCUAACCGAAGCACAUGCAAAGGCUGUGAGCAGAAAAUAGAUAAGGAUCAGAUUCGUGUGUCCAAGAAAACUGUCGACCCCGAGAAGCCACAGCUGGGUCUGAUCGACCGGUGGUACCACACGGCGUGUUUCGUGAGCCGCAGGGAGGAGCUGGCCUUCAAACCAGAAUACGGCGCUGCCCAGCUGAAAGGUUUCAUUGCGCUACGAGCUGAAGACAAGGAGGAACUUACAAAGAGGCUUCCUGCUGUCAAAUCUGAAGGAAAACGUAAAUCUGAUGAGGUGGAUGGAGUUACAAAAAAACAGAAGAAGGAGGAAGAGGACGAAAAUAAAAAGCUGGAGGAGCAGUUGAAGAAUCAAAGCCAGCUGAUUUGGGGGAUUAAGGACAAGCUGAGGAAGCACUGUUCAAUCAACGACAUGAAGGAACUGCUGAUUGCUAAUCACCAAGACGUUCCCUCCGGAGAGUCCAACGUGGUGGACUGCCUGGCUGAUGGCAUGGCCUUUGGUGCUCUUGCGCCCUGCGGGGAGUGUCAGGGCCAGCUUGUGUUUAAGGGUGAUGCAUAUUACUGCACAGGUGACAUCUCAGCCUGGACUAAGUGCGUGUUCAAAACGGCAACUCCCAAACGGCAAGACUGGGUCGUUCCUAAGGAAUUUGGUGAGGUGCCUUUUCUGAAAAAAUUCAAGUUUAAGCGACAAGACAGGAUAUAUCCCAAAGAGACGCCCACUCAAGCACAGACCAAAGUCAAACCUGAGCCUCUGCCAAGUGCUUCCACAGCCCCAGCUGAGCCACUGCCAGAGGGAGCACCUUCAGACAAGCCUCUGACUGGUAUGAAGUUCUUGUCUGUGGGCAAGCUCAGCAAGAACAAAGAUGAUCUGAAGGCAGCAAUAGAGGAGUUGGGUGGGAAGAUUACUAGCACAGCCAACAAGGCCUCUCUGUGCCUGAGCUCCAAGAAGGAAGUGGAGAAGAUGAGCAAGAAGAUGGAGGAAGUGAGGGAUGCAGGUGUGCGCGUGGUCUCAGAGGAUUUCCUGACAGACAUCAAAUCAUCCGGCAAAGCUCUCCAGGAACUGGUCUCUCUGCACGCCAUCUCACCGUGGGGGGCAGAGGUCAAAGUUGAGGCUCAGGCGCCCUCCGUCUCCUCCAAAUCUGCAGGCCUGGCAAUGAAGAGCACAGGGAGGGUGAAGGAGGAGGAAGGCGGUAGCAAAUCCAAGAAGAUGAAACUUACAGUUAAAGGUGGAGCUGCUGUGGAUCCAGACUCUGGUCUGGAGAACAGUGCCCAUGUCCUGGAGCAGAACGGACAGAUGUACAAUGCCACUCUAGGUCUUGUGGACAUAGUCAGAGGAACUAACUCCUACUAUAAACUGCAGCUGCUGGAGGAUGAUGUGCAUAAACGGUACUGGGUGUUCAGGUCAUGGGGCAGAGUGGGCACCACCAUAGGAGGGAACAAGCUGGACAAGUUCAGUGACAAGAACUCUGCCCUGAACAACUUCCGCGGCGUCUACAGGGAGAAGACGGGCAACGAGUGGGGCUCGUCCAACUUCACCAAAUAUCCCAAUAAAUUCUAUCCUCUGGAGAUUGAUUACGGACAGGAUGAGGAAGCGGUGAAGAGGCUCACGGCCACAGCGGGCACCAAGUCUAAGCUGGAAAAACCUGUUCAGGAACUGAUCAAGAUGAUCUUUGAUGUGGAGAGCAUGAAGAAGGCCAUGGUGGAGUUUGAGAUUGACCUUCAGAAGAUGCCCCUUGGAAAGCUGAGUAAGAGGCAGAUCCAGGGUGCCUACGCCCUCCUGACUGAAGUACAGCAGGCUGUAUCAGAUUGCGUACCUGAAUCACAGAUACUGGAUCUAUCCAAUCGCUUCUACACCUUGAUACCACACGACUUUGGCAUGAAGAAGCCGCCACUACUCAACAGCCUGGACUACAUUCAAGCCAAAGUUCAAAUGUUGGACAACCUGUUGGAUAUUGAAGUGGCGUACAGCCUGCUGAGAGCAGGUGCCCAGGACGACGAGAAGGAUGCCAUCGACAUCAAUUAUGAGAAACUCAAAACCAGGAUUGAGGUUGUUGAUAAAACCACAAAGGAGGCUGAAAUUAUUGACCAGUAUGUUAAGAACACCCACGCUGCUACACACAACACGUACACACUGGAAGUACAAGAAAUCUUCAAGAUUGUUAGAGAAGGAGAGCGCCAACGUUACCGUCCCUUCGAGGAGCUGCACAAUCGCCAGCUGCUAUGGCACGGUUCUCGCGCCACCAAUUAUGCUGGUAUCUUGUCUCAGGGUCUUCGCAUUGCCCCUCCAGAGGCUCCAGUGACUGGCUACAUGUUUGGCAAAGGCGUGUACUUCGCUGACAUGGUGUCCAAGAGUGCCAACUACUGUCACACCUCCCAGUCAGACCCUGUAGGCCUCAUACUCCUGGCUGAGGUUGCCCUCGGCAACAUGCACGAGUUGAAGAAGGCUUCGCACAUCACAAAAUUACCUAAGGGCAAGCACAGUGUUAAAGGUUUGGGCAGAACUGCUCCCGAUCCAGGUGCUACGGUCAAUUUAGAAGGAGUGCAAGUUCCUCUGGGCAAAGGUGUCCACACUAACAUAGAUGACACAAGUCUUCUGUACAACGAAUACAUUGUUUAUGAUGUGGCACAGAUAAACAUGAAAUAUCUGCUGAAGAUUAAGUUCAACUACCAGACGUCCCUGUGGUGAGAGGGGCCAUGUGUGAGCCCUCUUCUGUGAAAACAAAAACCACUGUUGCCUCCAGAUGCUUGGGAUUCAUUCUCCGCAACAAAAGAUGUUUGGCGAAAAGUGAUGGUAUCCCCCCCACACUUCACAAUGGUCACAGCAAAUUUCUAGUCACUUUAUUGCUUUUUCAUCAGGUUACCUGCUUGGCAGCCUUACUUAGAAAGGCGUUAGGUAUUUUAAUACCUACUUCACACUCAUAAGACUGCGAACCUCAGCUCAAUAUUGUAAAGCGUGGUGCGUACUAGAUGAGACGAUAUGAUUUAGAGGUUAACAUCAGAAAAUGUUAGUAACGUUCAGUGUUACAUCACAACUUGUUAUUCUACAUUUUACAAACAGGCAGAGUUGUGCUGCAAGCUUGGAAACCGUUUUGGUUUGUGAACAAACCCAUGUUCGCGUUUUGCUAUGCUUUCCGAGUAAAACGUCCAAAAAGAUGAACCUUUAAUAGACUGGUGGGUCGGGUGAUCCUGUAGAAGGACAUGUAUAAAUGUCAUUUGUCUUCCGUUCAGAAAAUAAAAGACAAAGUGUUAAUCAUGCUUAUUAAAGAUUCUGUCAUGAUGUAUGUUACACUUUUUAGAUGUUUUUUUCCAUUUACCUGAAACUAAAUAAAACAUGAAGAGUUCUGGAAAAUGUCA
Molecule: messenger RNA, 3853 nt
Organism: Betta splendens (Siamese fighting fish)
Lineage: Eukaryota; Metazoa; Chordata; Actinopteri; Anabantiformes; Osphronemidae
Gene: parp1
Product: poly (ADP-ribose) polymerase 1
Exons: 23
Coding region: 141-3185 (1014 amino acids)
Cellular component (GO): nucleus
Molecular function (GO): NAD binding; NAD+ poly-ADP-ribosyltransferase activity; DNA binding
Source: RefSeq, a predicted model, not a curated record